CCCCCUCCUCUGCUCCCCUGCCUGCAAAGCUGCAACCGUCCAAAGCACGUGCCCCGCACCUGACUCCCCCCUCCCCCCACUUCCGUUUCCUCCGCCCCACGCCACCGCCGCCGACAAGCUCGACCCACCCGCGGGCGGCCGCCGGAGAUGGCGACGGAGGGGCUGGUGCCCAUCACGCGGGCAUACCUCGCGCGCUACUACGACAAGUACCCGCUGCCCCCGCUCCCCGACGCCGCCACGGCCCUCGCCGACCGCCUCCGCGCCAUCUCCGCGGCCCUCGCCCUCGCCGCCGCCGCCCCCAUCACGCCAGAUGAGGAGCUCUUGGAAAAAGAAGCUAAUGGGAUACCUGCUCACAAAAUUGAUGAAAACUUGUGGAAAAAUAGAGAACAAAUGGAAGAAAUUUUGCUCUUGCUUAACAAAUCUCGUCGUCCUGUUGCACUUCAACAGAGGUCCACGGCAGAGGACACUGAGACAUUUAUUAUACUUGAUGAUGUUGAAACUAAAUUGAAGGACAUGCUGAAGAAGUUAGAACAGUUUCAAAUAAAAAAUGCUGAUAAUGUUUUCAAUACAGUUAUGACCUACAUGCCACAAGAUUUCCGUGGUACACUAAUCAGGCAACAGCGAGAACGCUCUGAGAGAAAUAAGCAAGCUGAGGUAGAUGCUUUAGUUAAUGCUGGUGGAAGCAUUCGUGAUCGAUAUGCAUUGCUGUGGAAACAGCAAAUGGACAGGCGAGUGCAAUUGGCACAACUUGGUUCUGCAACAGGUGUAUAUAAGACGCUUGUUAGGUACUUGGUCGGUGUCCCUCAGGUUCUGUUGGACUUCAUUCGGCAAAUUAACGAUGAUAAUGGACCUAUGGAAGAGCAAAGAGAACGUUAUGGGCCAGCACUUUACACUCUUACGAAACUGGUGCUUGCAAUUCGAUUGUAUCUACACGUGUCAUUAGCACGAUAUGGGCAGAGGAAAAUAGAAAAGGAUGACAUUGCUGUGUUGCAGCAGGCUGUGGCUAUCUACACCGAGGAAUUUGAGAAGUUCACUGAAUUCAUAGGCGAAGUUUUUGUGAAUGCCCCAUUCUUCAUAUCUGCUGAGGAUGCAGGUGCUGAAUCAAGGAACAGCGACGACUACAAAGAAACCAUUAUUCCAGCAGGAAAGACACAUGAGGUUAUUCUUAGUGUUGAGGCUGUCAACUCAUACAUUGCAUGGGACUUCUCCUUGCAACAAGGGGCCCUCAACAUGGUCUUGGAUAUUGGUUUUCAUGUGGAGUACAUAAGCCCAUCAGGCCAGAAAACUUUAAUACUUCCCUACCGACGAUAUGAAGCUGACCAAGGUAACUUCUGCACUGUCUCUGCCGGAUCAUACAAGCUUGUUUGGGACAACUCAUAUUCGUCAUUCUUCAAAAAGAGCCUCCGGUACAAGGUGGACGCCGUGCCGCCGGUUGUCGCGCCGGCAGAGCCCGCCGCGGAACCCUGAUGGAGCCUGCUUCUCUACGAAGCGACGAGGGCCAUUCCCUGCGACGGAAUAGCCGCGCAGAUAUACCACAGGCCCUCUUCACACAGAUGUUGUAACACAAUUCUUUUUAGCAAGCCGCAUGCGACAGCGGCGCUGUAAUCCUCAGGGUUCAGACGAUACAACACACACAACAGCUGCUCACUGGCGUCCAUGUGAGCUGUAAGAUAUAUAUAUAUAUAUAUAUAUAUAUAUAUGUACCUUUGUGUGCUCGUGUUUACGGAAACUCGCUAAUGAUAUGAAACUGACUGCUUCCAUUCAAAUUGACAGUGAUAGAUUU
Molecule: messenger RNA, 1783 nt
Organism: Oryza sativa Japonica Group (Japanese rice)
Lineage: Eukaryota; Viridiplantae; Streptophyta; Magnoliopsida; Poales; Poaceae
Source: RefSeq, a predicted model, not a curated record